AGGUACUGGGCUGUCGCUUCCGGUCCGGUUAAACGCGGCUUAGGUACACAACGUGGCUGGUGUCGUGCGGAGAUCGGCUUCUGAACGUAAAUCAGCAGGUGAAGAAUCAAGAAUCAGCAUCCGGACUCAGGAGUCUGGAUACCAGUGAAAAGACGGAAAAAAAAGAAAAGGAACCUGAAUACGAUCUAUCCGCUGUUUCCGAGGGGCCAACUUCCACAGUGAACCCCUCUGCCCUGGUAACGGCCAAAGAGGAGGAGAUGGCGCCAGUCAGGGAGCGGCUGUGGCCAAGACAGUAAGGAAGCGCGAAGGCGGAGCAACCGGGAAGCCUCCUGAGAAGAAUCCGAACUGUCGCUGUCACCACUGCCGCCACCACCAUGGAAGGAGCAAAACCGACAUUGCAGCUUGUGUACCAGGCAGUGCAGGCGCUUUACCACGACCCGGAUCCCAGCGGAAAGGAGCGCGCCUCGUUUUGGCUUGGGGAGCUGCAGCGUUCGCCUCUUUGAAAUGUGCUGCUAGUGGGAGCUGCAGCUUCCUCCUGCUGACUCGGAGCCCCAGGCUUCGGUUGAGAUGGUCCUUUCAGAAAUGUGGAGCUUAGUCCAAGCCUGGAUUUCAGUGGGUAGCACCUGGCAUCUGUGGCUAGAAAGUCCUAUGAAGUGUUCAUGCCUGGGAGAUUUCUGAUCAGUUGUUACAGAUCCGACAGGAUGUGGAAUCAUGCUAUUUUGCUGCACAGACCAUGAAGAUGAAGAUUCAGACCUCAUUUUAUGAGCUCCCUACAGACUCUCAUGCCUCCUUAAGGGACUCAUUGCUAACCCAUAUCCAGAACUUGAAAGAUUUAUCACCUGUCAUUGUAACGCAGCUGGCUUUAGCAAUAGCAGAUCUCGCUCUACAGAUGCCUUCUUGGAAGGGUUGUGUACAAACAUUGGUGGAAAAAUAUAGCAAUGAUGUAACUUCUCUACCAUUUUUGCUGGAGAUUCUUACGGUGUUACCUGAAGAAGUACAUAGUCGUUCUUUACGAAUUGGAGCUAACAGACGCACAGAAAUUAUAGAAGAUUUGGCCUUCUACUCCAGUACAGUAGUAUCUCUGUUGAUGACUUGUGUAGAAAAAGCAGGAACAGAUGAAAAAAUGCUUAUGAAGGUCUUUCGCUGUUUGGGAAGUUGGUUUAACUUGGGAGUUUUGGACAGUAACUUCAUGGCUAACAAUAAGUUACUAGCCCUUCUUUUUGAGGUUUUGCAACAGGAUAAGACCUCAUCCAACCUACAUGAAGCUGCUUCAGACUGUGUGUGCUCAGCUCUUUAUGCCAUUGAGAAUGUGGAAACUAACUUGCCAUUAGCAAUGCAACUUUUUCAGGGAGUCCUGACAUUGGAGACUGCCUAUCAUAUGGCUGUGGCACGUGAAGAUUUAGACAAAGUUCUGAAUUACUGCCGUAUUUUCACUGAACUAUGUGAAACUUUUCUUGAAAAAAUUGUUUGUACUCCAGGCCAAGGUCUUGGAGACCUUCGAACUCUGGAAUUGCUUCUUAUUUGUGCAGGGCAUCCUCAGUAUGAGGUAGUAGAAAUUUCCUUUAACUUUUGGUACCGACUAGGGGAGCAUUUGUACAAAACUAACGAUGAAGUUAUUCAUGGCAUCUUCAAAGCUUACAUUCAGAGGCUGCUUCAUGCCUUAGCUCGACACUGCCAGUUAGAACCGGACCAUGAGGGGGUUCCUGAGGAAACUGAUGACUUUGGAGAGUUUCGGAUGCGGGUAUCAGACCUGGUGAAAGAUUUGAUUUUCUUGAUUGGGUCUAUGGAGUGUUUUGCUCAGUUAUAUUCUACUCUGAAAGAAGGCAACCCACCCUGGGAGGUGACAGAAGCGGUUCUCUUUAUCAUGGCUGCUAUAGCAAAGAGUGUUGAUCCGGAGAACAAUCCAACAUUGGUGGAGGUCCUAGAAGGAGUUGUUCGUCUCCCAGAGACUGUCCAUACAGCCGUGCGGUACACCAGCAUUGAGUUGGUUGGAGAAAUGAGUGAAGUGGUUGAUCGAAAUCCUCAGUUCCUUGACCCUGUGUUGGGCUAUUUGAUGAAAGGCCUGUGUGAAAAGCCUCUGGCUUCUGCUGCAGCCAAAGCCAUUCAUAAUAUUUGCUCUGUCUGUCGAGAUCACAUGGCUCAGCACUUUAAUGGACUCCUGGAGAUUGCUCGUUCUCUUGACUCCUUCAUGUUUUCUCCGGAAGCUGCAGUGGGCUUGCUAAAAGGGACAGCUCUUGUCCUUGCCAGAUUACCGUUGGAUAAGAUUACUGAAUGUCUUAGUGAACUAUGUUCUGUUCAGGUUAUGGCAUUGAAAAAGCUGUUGUCUCAGGAGCCCAGCAAUGGCAUAUCCUCAGAUCCCACUGUGUUCUUAGAUCGCCUGGCAGUGAUAUUUAGACAUACCAAUCCCAUUGUGGAAAAUGGACAGACUCAUCCAUGCCAAAAAGUCAUACAGGAAAUAUGGCCAGUUUUAUCCGAGACUCUAAAUAAACACCGGGCUGAUAAUCGGAUUGUAGAGCGUUGUUGCAGGUGCCUUCGCUUUGCUGUUCGCUGUGUAGGCAAAGGUUCUGCAGCCCUGCUGCAACCACUAGUCACACAGAUGGUGAAUGUAUACCAUGUACAUCAGCAUUCCUGUUUCCUGUACCUUGGCAGUAUCCUUGUUGAUGAGUAUGGCAUGGAAGAAGGCUGUCGGCAGGGACUUCUAGACAUGCUCCAGGCACUGUGCAUCCCCACCUUUCAACUCCUGGAACAGCAGAAUGGUCUCCAGAACCACCCUGACACUGUAGAUGACCUGUUCAGGCUAGCUACCAGGUUUAUUCAGCGUAGCCCUGUCACCUUACUGAGGAGCCAAGUAGUCAUCCCAAUCUUACAGUGGGCCAUUGCCUCUACUACCCUGGAUCACCGGGAUGCCAAUUGUAGUGUCAUGAGGUUCCUACGAGACCUCAUCCAUACAGGGGUAGCCAAUGAUCAUGAAGAAGACUUUGAAUUACGAAAAGAACUAAUUGGACAGGUGAUGAACCAGCUUGGACAGCAGCUUGUAAGCCAGCUGCUCCAUACAUGUUGCUUUUGUCUACCCCCCUAUACUUUACCAGACGUGGCUGAAGUGCUCUGGGAGAUCAUGCAGGUUGACAGACCGACCUUUUGUCGAUGGUUAGAGAAUUCUUUGAAAGGUUUGCCAAAGGAGACAACUGUGGGAGCUGUUACAGUGACACACAAACAACUUACAGACUUCCACAAGCAAGUCACUAGUGCUGAGGAAUGUAAGCAAGUUUGCUGGGCCUUGCGAGACUUCACCAGAUUGUUUCGAUAGCUCACACUCCUGCACUGUGCCUGUCACCCAGGAAUGUCUUUUUUAAUUAGAAGACAGGAAGAAAACAAAACCCAGACUGUGUCCCACAAUCAGAAACCUCCGACGCGGCAGAGGGGCCUUCACUGCCCCCAGGGUGUCCAACCCAGACAGGGAGAGACUCCAGCCUUCCCAGGCGUCCUGAGGAGUUCCUGUUUGGGGGUGUGAGGGAAAAUCAGUGCGGUUUAAAAAAGAUGGCUGCAGCCUGUCCGGCGUGAUGGGAGGGGAGCUGGUUUCCUGGUGAACUUGUUUCUAAAAGGAAAAACAAUUUCAAGGAAAUAAAAAAGGAAAAAAAAAGGAAAGCUAAGCUGAAACCAGUACUGAAACAUUCGCCUGAUAAGCAAAUGGUAUACACAGAUACAACACGCUAAGUACAGUACACGUGGAAAAACAAAAGUGAGGACUUGAUGUGAAACAAAAAUAUUCACUUAGGGAAAAUGUGGGAAAUCAAAUGAAUUUUAAAUAGCUACAGUUGGAAGUAAAGGGUCAGGGUCAUCUCUGAGAAUUUUCUAUUGUUUCACCUUCUUUCCCUCUCCUACUCCCCCUCCACUUCCCAACUUUAACACAAGUGAAUUGAAAUAUUCCUCCCCCAACUGUUCUUCCUGCCUUGAGUUGUUAUGACAAGAAGCCUAUUCUUCUAUAUGUCAUAGUCAUGUCGGUGAUACUCAGGACCAGCCAGGGUCAAAAUCCAUAUUUAAUUAUAACCCAACCCUGACCCUAUUCAAUCUCUGAAUCCCCUACCAAUCCCCAUGAGGUUGUCGGUCAGCCUUUGAGGGGGAAGAGCCACAUUGAGGUAUUGAAGUGGGGGGGGAUAGGAUAUAAAUGUGUAUUUUGUUUAGUUUUUCUUUCUUUCUUUUUUUUUUUCUUAGCAAACUAUUCACCCACAGACAUGAGGAAAAAAAUUAGGGUGUGAGAAGCAAAAGUGUUUACAGGGCUAAUUGUAUUUUACUAAAAAGUGUGGAAACUAACUGACUUCUUGUGGGGAUAAGGGCCAAAGCGGGGAGCCCAAAUGGAUCUUAAUGUUUAAAAGGAGUGUAGCCCUGCACAGCCAUUAGAUUUGAGGGCACUGUUCUGUCUGGUGUUGUAGCCAUCUCAAGAACAAAUCAACAGCAACAAAACAACUGCAAAAAAAAAAAAAAAAA
Molecule: messenger RNA, 4485 nt
Organism: Ictidomys tridecemlineatus (thirteen-lined ground squirrel)
Lineage: Eukaryota; Metazoa; Chordata; Mammalia; Rodentia; Sciuridae
Gene: Tnpo3
Product: transportin 3
Biological process (GO): protein import into nucleus
Cellular component (GO): cytoplasm
Source: RefSeq, a predicted model, not a curated record